ACUUUUUAUUUUAUCUAGAAAUCUAGCCAGUCUACUUCUAGAAUCUAGAUGAUUAUCCAGUUUUGAAAUUUUAAUGCUGAGUUUUAAUUGAGAAAUGUUAUAAUGUACAUAGAACAAAGAUCAAUAUUUCCAUGGCCAUGAGAGGCCCGCUCGAGGCUGGGUGUGUACACAAUGAGAAUGUCCAGUGUCUCGCUGGACCUUGUUGUGUACGAUAGCGUGUUCGCCCAGAGGCAGGUCCAGGCCCUGCAGGGUACCUGCACAUCCUGCAGGAGGGAGAGCUACACUGUCAAGAGGUGCACCAGGUGUGGCCUGGCCAGGUACUGCGACAGGGACUGCCAGAGACGGGAUUACAGACGGCAUAAAGGCAUCUGUAUGACCAUCUCCGACUUCGAGGCAGCCAAGAAAAGAAUCGGCCCUGACCUUAGACAGGUCUUGCUGGGUCCGGCUGGUUUCACAGGGUUUAGUUUCUUCAUUGGGAGUCUGCCGGACAUCACUCGAUGUUGGUCAUAUUUCUUUUUCUUAAACUUAAAGUAGAAGUAUGAGAUCUAUGAUUUGAGUAGUUGAAACACAGAAACACAGGCACAUAGGCCUACACGCUAGCAAGCACACACUUUCUUGUAUAUACAGUCUCAUAUAUAUAAUGUAAUACAAGUACUUUCUUCUACACAUACACAUGAAAGACUCAGAUUUAUUGUAGUCACACACAUACCUCCACACACAUACCUGAGAGUCCCGCUCGAGGCAGGGUGUGUACACAAUGAGAAUGUCCAGUGUCUCGCUGGACCUUGUUGUGUACGAUAGCGUGUUCGCCCAGAGGCAGGUCCAGGCCCUGCGGGGUACCUGCACAUCCUGCAGGAGGGAGAGCUACACUGUCAAGCGGUGCACCAGGUGUGGCCUGGCCAGGUACUGCGACAGGGAGUGCCAGAGACGGGAUUACAGACGGCAUAAAGGCAUCUGUAGUGAGUAGCUGGCUCACCUCGUUAUUUAACGUGUUGGGGGGGGGGGUGUGUAAUCCCCAAAGAGUUAUCAUUAAUGGGAUAAUCCAAAUUAUAAUUCUAAACACGUGACUUCUUGGUCGGGUGGUAGCGGGAACGACUUUUAACACGCAGGUCUAGAGGUCUGAUCCCGGGCUCGAAUCUGUAGGGUUUCGCUGAGUCAACCCAGCUCUUAUGAGUACCUAACUCAAGUUAGAGAGUUUAAAGGCGGCUGGUCAUGGUGCUGACGUCACAAAAAGGUGAACCCUGCUUCAUUUGCCCUAUGGACCUCCAUGUUCAAAAGGAUAACUUUACCAAUCCUAAAAACAGAGAUCAAUAUUGGGAUAGUGUUAUCCUAAAGUCAAAGAGUUAUCGAUGAUCUAAUUUUAACUCAAAGAGUUAAAUGUGGUAACGUCACGGCAUGUUUGACAUUAGUUAUCGUAAAUGGGAUACACACUACUUUUAUUUUUUUUUAAAAUGUAAUCAUUAUUUCCAGUGCACACAAGUUUAUCAGUAGUAUGAUUUUGGUUCGUGUUUUGGUUUGUGCUUAUCAACGCACGUAUCAUUCCACGCAUAACAUUAAUAUUUUUUUAAUAAAGGGCUCUUCACAUACAAAACAACAGUGCCGAUCGACUUUUUUUUUCUAUUGACGAAUUCGUCGCAGAAAUAAUCGAUUACAACGCAGACAAUAU
Molecule: messenger RNA, 1666 nt
Organism: Physella acuta
Lineage: Eukaryota; Metazoa; Mollusca; Gastropoda; Physidae
Product: histone-lysine N-methyltransferase Smyd1
Source: RefSeq, a predicted model, not a curated record